This is a messenger RNA of Fusarium redolens, 3212 nucleotides long. RefSeq lists its product as uncharacterized. Gene Ontology annotation, molecular function: protein binding. NCBI's taxonomy places the organism in Eukaryota, Fungi, Ascomycota, Sordariomycetes, Hypocreales, Nectriaceae. The record is from RefSeq and is a predicted model, not a curated record. Bases 97 to 3009 code for a protein of 970 amino acids. Gene Ontology annotation, cellular component: membrane. Gene Ontology annotation, biological process: arachidonate metabolic process. The transcript is spliced from 7 exons.
GCAUGUCGUUGAAGAAUGGCAUGGAGGCCCGGUUUGACGACACGGCUGCUGUUAUCGCGACGAGUCUACUGAGGAACUCAUUGAGUGCGAACAAAGAUGGUACAUAUCGUGCUACUUCCCUCAGUCGUCUUUGACAAAGACACCCGAGCAAUCUGCACCAGAGCCAUCAGCCAGUUCCUGGAUAGUAAAUCACCAUGCGCAUACAUCGACCCCGAUUCCGGCGAGAAGUGCGUUAAUACCAAAUCUGGUCACCGAAUAGGCCAUCAAAGCGCGUCAGGCGACCUUUUACACGAUGGAAACUUUGUCGUUGGCGACUUCAAUUCCGCCAAGUUUUUGCUUGCGAUCGAAUCAGCCCUUCACACCACCAUGCGAGGGAUCAAUUUAAGCGGUCCUUCCAACCACUGCGACUGGCGGCGCCUUGCGGCCGUUCAUCAUCGCCAAAACAUUGAUACCUUGAGACGGCUUGGUGGCUACCCAGCAUCACAUGACGAAAAGCGUCGAUUCCCUUUUGGCUAUAACCCCGAGGACAACCCAUUUGCACUUGCAAGAUCGUUUCUUUCUCUUUACUCAAGUCUUUCGAAUCGCGGAACCGAAAUAAACGCAACCUUUUGUCUCAGUUGUCUGUUUGGAAGACCGGAAUACCGUCUUCCCUGCGGACAUGUCAUCUGCGAGACAUGCGUGGAUGAUUUCGAUGAUACCGAUUUAGAUAAGCGAUAUCCCGGACGCUUCAUCCAUCAAAGAUGUAUAAUCUGCGGAAGUUCGUCAUCUGACAAGUGGCCGUUCAUUACUACCAUCAGGCCGCCGUUUUCUGGCCUUCGGGUACUGUCGCUUGAUGGAGGAGGCGUACGGGGAAUCGUUGAGCUGACGGUUUUGAACCGCUUGGAGAAAGAGGUCGGGCUUGGUAUCCCGAUUGGGAGUUUCUUUGAUCUCAUUGUUGGUACCAGUACAGGUGGCAUCAUCGCACUGGGUAUAGGUGUGCAACGACGAAGUGUCGUCGAAUGCACAAGUCUGUUCCGCAACAUCUGCAGCAAAGGGUUCGAGGCCAAGUUUCUCACCAAGUCUCGGUUCUUUGGUUGGGCGGCCCGAUGGUUUAGCAGUUCGAUCUACAAGACUGAUGUUUUGGAGACAGCCCUCCAAAAUGCGUUUGAGGGGAAGGAUCCAAAAUCGCUCUAUGGACUAAACAGCUCCUGUAGAGUUGCGGUCACCACCACGGCCAAGGAAGAUUGUCACUUGAUUGCCAACUACAAUCCGGGCGGUAAAGAUCGAUAUCUUGAUUCGAAACUCCCGCUAUGGAAGGCCGCGCGAUGUACCUCGGCAGCUCCCAUGUACUUCGAACCUAUUUCUCACGCCGGGAAUGAAUGCCGCGAUGGCGGCUUGAAGGAGAACAACCCAAUCCAAGUAGCGCUCAAUGAGUCACGAAAGAUAUGGGAAGAUCCUACUUAUGAUGUUAUUCUGUCUAUCGGAUCUGGGCGAGCUAGAUAUCCCGCAGCUGAGCCCGUUUCCACAGCCAUCAUACCAAAAUGGCUUGCGCAUCUCUUCUCAACCCUUGUCAGCACCAUGAACGGCGAAGAUGCCUGGGACAGAUUCCUCACGAGCCAGGACAAACGUAUCCGAGACCGUGCGUCAAGGCUAAACUUGAGGUUCGAUGGGAGUACUGAACCUGCCCUCGAUGACACGGGUGCUAUUGCGACUAUGGAAGCAGCAGCAAAGAAGGCCGCCUUCUAUGAGAAGACUUCUAUCUCGCCCUUCUCAGCAACCUCUGGCAUUUUGCAUGCAGACGCACUCCAAUGCAUAGCUGACAAACUACGAGCGAGCCUCUAUUUCUUUGAACUCGGUAGUAUCACGAAACAUGGCGCCGUCACAGUUAUUCAUGGCUGGAUCUGCUCCCGUUUGAUGCCAAAUGAUCAAGGCUUCGAAGAACUCCUGACUCGUACUUCGAAAUUCCUUGUUCGAGGAAAGGUAUACGAGGUAAAGCGAGUUGCGGAUGACAAACCACUUCGAUUCGCAAUUGAGUUUCAACAUCAGCAUCUUGAUGAGCCGAUUCGCAUCGAUGCCAACUUUGGAGCUACACAUUCUACGAGUAUUAGCGGCUUUCCAAUGACUUUAAAGACUCUGUUCGCGCAUUCGGAACGUCAGCCGACUUCAUCAGCGCCAGUGCCAUUGGCCGAACUGGCAAGCAACACCAGCCAAAUCAAUCCAACUACUGGAAUCAAUACAGACGAAAGCACCAGCUUGAAGAAAACAUCAGCAGCUGACCUGUCAGUCAACACCCAGCACACAACGAGAGCAGUACCACCUCAACAGACAGCUACAGCGCCCCAGCCCAAGCCGAUGGAAGCCAAUCCUAAUACUGUGGAGAACCUGGUGUCAGCUGCAAAGAAGAAUGAUUCUGUUAAAGUAGUUGAACUACUCGAUCAAAAGCUUCUGCUUGAGAGGGGCGCAAAAGCGAACAUCUGCGCAAAGCGACCAGUAUUCCUUGGUACUGGAGGGACGCCGAUUACAAUGGCUGCAGGCAAAGGCCACCUCGAAGUCGUCCGGUAUCUCCUUGAAAAGGGUUGUGAUGAUGAAUCUCCUGAAAAGCUUCCCGGAUGGGAUGCGUUUAUCAUCGCCUGCGAAAGAGGGCAACUCAACAUCAUCAAAUACUUCCUGGAAGAGAAACAUCUCAAUGCAAACAGAAUCGGCAACAAUGGCAUUACGCCUCUGAUGACGGCUGCUCAGAGCCAACAGACUGCUGUUAUGGAGUACUUGGUCAAGCGCGGGGCCCACAUAGACGCCGUUGACAUUGACGGCAGCGCAGCGUUACUACAUGCUGUGAUGAAUAAAAGGGUUGGCGCGGUAGAGUGGCUAGUGAGCCGUGGUGCGGACGCAAGGAAGCAGAACAAGAAUGGGGUCUCGCCCUUGAAGCUGGCACAGGAGGAGUUGAAGAAGAAGGCGGAUGACAAGAAUGCGGCGGCUAUGGUCAAGUGGCUUGAAAUGCCGAUAAAUGUUGCAUUUCAUACAAAGGCUUAGACACCCUGCGGGCCUUGAUACCCGUACCAUUCUUGACGGCUCGAAUAAGGAUCCACUGAUGAUGGAACAGAUAGGGUCGUUGGUGUACUCAAUUAUCCCAGAAGCUUGAUGAAGAGGUUACAUAUACACACUCCUGGUAACGAUAUAUGGCAUCCUUCGUGUGGUGUCCAAUCGAGUACUUUUACGUGACACUCAUAUUGCAG